Molecule: messenger RNA, 2091 nt
Organism: Penicillium verhagenii
Lineage: Eukaryota; Fungi; Ascomycota; Eurotiomycetes; Eurotiales; Aspergillaceae
Exons: 1
Coding region: 1-2091 (696 amino acids)
Source: RefSeq, a predicted model, not a curated record
AUGAAGUCACCGGAUUAUUUGCAGAGACUAGAACUUGAGUAUGAGAUUCAAAAGGAGAAAGAGCGCCGAGAGAGAGCAGAGCUAGAGACUCGAGAGCAUGCCCGGAAAUAUGAGGAAAUUUACAAAACAGUCGCCGAAUUUGAGACGAAAAUCGAAAAGGCAGAAGCCUAUGCUAAAAAGAAAGAGAGUGACGCCGGGAAUUUGAGCCGAGCGCUGAAAAAGGAAACAAGACGAGCCGAAUUGAAAGAUUGGUACAUCCAACGGACAGAAGAGACCAUUCUUAAACUCGAAAAGCUUGCUCUUUCACAACGAGAGAGAGCUGCCGGGGCUGUGAAGAGCCUCCAACUGAAAAUUCAACAUGGAGAAGAUCGCACCAAAAAGCUCAGGGAGAUGUUCGAUGAGAUCUCGGCAAUUGUACGCAGACAGGCGGGCCAGAUUACCAAGAAUAACAAGGAAUGGCUUAUCUUUCACCAACGGCUACAUGAUUACGGGGUGAUGUUUGGGAUACGGAGAAAGGAAAUCUUAGAGAAGAUCCAAAAAAUGCAGGACACCUUGGGACUUUCUGAAGAAGCCUUGCAUCAACGUGCCUGCUUAUUGAAUACCCGGACAAUAGAGCUAGAUGCUCGAUGCAGAGCAGUCAUGAAGAAAAAUAAGGAGUCGAAGGACAAAAUUGGAAAAGGGUUAGUGGCAAGAGGAGCGCAUAUUGCUAAGAACCAAAAGAGGCAUUCUUCGAAACAAAAGGACAAAGGGAGACAGAAUAGGAGAGAAAAGAGGCUCUGGAAAAAGUAUAGACGCACCGCCUGCACUUCCGACACUGACUCUGAUAGUUCUUCUGCAGAUUCCUGUUCAUCUUCUGACUCAUUCGACGCUUCACUCGAACCAGCAUACCACCUUCAACUUGUUGACGCUACCUUGCAGGCCAAGGAAUCGUUGAAAAACAUGCCGCACCAAUUCGACAUGCCAUGGAAGGUGCAGCGUAUGACUGACAUGCGUGAUGGUGUGGUGUAUCCUGAUAACAGACCACCACCCAAUGGAAUAUUUUCGCUAUAUAUUUCGGAUGGGGAGCAAAAAUCAUGCCCUGCUACCGCUAGUAAUAGAGGAUCACUGAAAACGGCGGCCCUCCUCAUCAAUGGCAAGCCACGGCAAAUUUCUCGGAAGCGUGUGCGACUUGAAGCCUCGAACCUCCAAGACUUGGGCGACCGAAAUGGGAUCCAACGUCCUUCCCUGCCUAAGCGACGAAAGUCGAAGACCGAAGGCCAUCCUCUCCGAUCUUCCCGGGAGAUUAGACACUCACCACUCAAUCGACAAGGCCCGGGGGGACCAGUGGUUUGUCAGUACGCUCCCCGUGAGGAACUUGACCUAGAUCAAAAUUACCAAUCGUCGCUUCAUACUGCAGGAACAAAACAGGGGCCGGUUACGCCAUUGCCGGAUCUCGCCCCGAGAGAAGCCCCAAAUUCCGAGGCAUCGUUUCCUUGGCCUUAUCCAAUCCAUGCUCGAUUAUGGGGACACGAGUAUCUUGAAUCACAGCGGCGAAAGGCUGAGAUGAUCGGACAUGCCUCCCCUUCCUUUGGCCAUGUUCCUUUCCCAGCGCUUCCAUCUAUUAUCAGUGCCCGGGCUGGUUCUUACCGAAACCAUCGAGGGUUUUCAAUCAAUCGGCCACCAAAAGUGGUGGAGGCUAAGUCGACACAGUACAAUGACGAGAAUAUAAAUAUUGAGACGGAGCUUAAUGCCGAAAUGGAGACAGCCCUGUCAGACCCUGGGGUGCCCGGGAUGUGGCCCAAUGAAAACCCAGUUGAUGACGGAUCCGAUGCGACCACGCUUGAGCACGUGUUUGAGCCGUUCGGGGAUAGCAUGCGCCGAUUAUUCCACGGACGGCGCUACCAGCUGGCUGGUGGAAUAGUUAUCUUAGGCGUACUUGUCUACGCUUAUGUCGGGCAGCAUGCGCACCACUUGUGGAUGGCAUACAACGAAGUUCCCCCUGUUGCUCUCACGAAAUUGCGCAACGCGGCCAUGUCGACAGUCCGUGGGUCAACACCUUUUACCUUCAACGUCAUGAAAGUGUGCAACCAUGACCGAUCAAAGCUUGGCUGA